Molecule: messenger RNA, 657 nt
Organism: Sabethes cyaneus
Lineage: Eukaryota; Metazoa; Arthropoda; Insecta; Diptera; Culicidae
Product: transmembrane protein 208
Exons: 4
Coding region: 103-618 (171 amino acids)
Biological process (GO): vacuolar protein processing
Cellular component (GO): intracellular membrane-bounded organelle
Source: RefSeq, a predicted model, not a curated record
AGAGAAAGAAAAACCUUGGAAAAACCGCAUUGCAUACAUUUGGGAUGACUUGUCGCCACUCUGUAUAUAGUCACUCUAGAUUGGACAUUAACAUUAUCAACAAUGGCUUCUAAAGGAAAACAGGGAACUAAAGGUAGUAAGCAGAUAAUGGUAGAAAAUUGUGCCACGUUGAAAUUCUAUCGAAAUAUGUGCUUGGGCACAACGGCAUUUUGUUUACUAGCUCAAUAUUUUUUCAUCGAGUCGUUCGGAGUUCUACAAAUGGUGAUGAUGCUAUUUAGCGCUUGCAUUUAUUUUGGAAGCUAUACUUUCUUGAUGUCAAUAAGUAAACCAAAAUAUUCAGAUGCAGGCAGCGUUUUAGAUUCCGGUAAUGAUUUAAACAUCGAAGGUGGAAUAGCCGAACACAUGAAGGAUGCUAUAAUACUUACUGCUGGAACACAACUGUUAUCACUGAUAUCUGACUACUUCUGGCUGUUACUACUCUUGGCACCAUUGCGCGCAUUCUGGUUACUAUGGACCUGCAUACUGAAACCUUGGCUACAACAGAAGCAUGAACAAGAACUAACCGUAAAUGAAAAAAAACAAAGACAAGCUGAUAAAAAAAGUAAACGUACUAGAUAGCUAUCCACUAAAUAUAUUACUUUAUUGCAUAGAUUGCGA